Messenger RNA from Salvia hispanica, 1107 nucleotides. RefSeq names its product F-box protein At3g07870-like. NCBI's taxonomy places the organism in Eukaryota, Viridiplantae, Streptophyta, Magnoliopsida, Lamiales, Lamiaceae. The record is from RefSeq and is a predicted model, not a curated record. Gene Ontology annotation, molecular function: protein binding.
AUGAGGAGAGAUUUGUUUACAAAUCUGCCGGAAGAGUUGACGAUAGAUAUCUUGGGAAGGCUCCCGAGUGAAAUCAUUAUGAAUUGCAAGCUCGUUUGUAAAUCAUGGCUCGAUCUGAUAGAAGGGGGCAAGUUUGUGACCUCGUAUACUCCGAAGCCAUGCCUCGGUUUCACUUCCGAACACAUGUACACGGUCUACGAAGACGAUGCCAGCGAGCCACUUUUCCAAAUCUCGCUGAAUCCUCCACACGUUGAUUGUGGAUACAAUUCACGGUGUCGUGUUUUAAUUGAUUCAGCUGAUGGUUUGCUUUUUGUGAGGGAUUCAGACAAAAAUCUUUUCGUGGUCAAUCCAAUGACUCGUGACUAUGUCCGGCUUCCUCCACCGUCCACUACUUGCCGCCCGUGCAUAUUUGGGUUUGGAGUGAGCAAAAUAAGCCGGCAAUAUAAGAUUUUAUGUGGCCUAGAAGAUUCUGGGUCGUGCCAUGUGUACACUCUAGGAGGAGGAGGUGGUGGGUCAUGGAGAAGCAUCUCAGCACCAUCAUCACCAGCCGGACGUAUACGUCCUAUAACGCUUUGUGAUGUUGCUGCAUUUUUUAACGGAAAUCUUCACUGGACCUCUAAGGAGGAAUACUGGAGUAUCUGCUGCUUUGAUCUUAAAACAGAGCUCUUUACUGUUUUUUUCCCUCCUCCUCUUGCCUCUAAUCUCGAAAUGCAUCACGAGUAUCGGUUAUGUACUUUGGAGGGUCAGCUGUGUCUAUGUGAAUGUAAAGGAAGUGGCAAUAUUGAUAUUUGGCGAAUGAACAGCUAUGGAGAUGAUAAUUCUUGGGAAAGAGCAUAUACCUUCGACCUAAAACAACGAAUAGCACCUAUAUUCGGUGGACUUAUUUUCCCGCUAAAAGUGUUGGACAACGGUGAUUUGUGGUUCACAGUGGAUCGCAGUCUCUUGUAUAUCUACUCCAUAAACACUGAAAGCGCUGUGCUACAUAAUCCCCCUCAAUGCUCAAGUCGUUUUAAUUCCGAUAUCACUACUUAUACCCCAAGCUUUCUUUCGCUCAAUGCUAUGGGGAUUCCAAAUGUUCAGUCACUACGACUACGACCACGACCAUGA